This is a messenger RNA of Dromiciops gliroides (monito del monte), 2578 nucleotides long. RefSeq names its product NADH:ubiquinone oxidoreductase complex assembly factor 7 (gene NDUFAF7). Lineage: Eukaryota; Metazoa; Chordata; Mammalia; Microbiotheria; Microbiotheriidae. Gene Ontology annotation, molecular function: protein-arginine omega-N symmetric methyltransferase activity. Gene Ontology annotation, biological process: mitochondrial respiratory chain complex I assembly. The record is from RefSeq and is a predicted model, not a curated record. The coding region runs from base 117 to 1433 and encodes 438 amino acids. The transcript is spliced from 10 exons. Gene Ontology annotation, cellular component: mitochondrion.
UACUGGGAAGCGGAAGAGGAAGAAGCGUUGCCGGGCUACGCCGGCGGCUCCCGCUCCAGUUUCUGCUCCUGAGGUGGCGGCAGCUUCUCUGCGCGUGCUGCGCCCCAGCGUUCGGCAUGAGCAUCCUCGCGAGGACCCGCGCGAGGCUACUUCCUCCGGCCGGGCGCUGGGUUAUUCCUUUCCUUUGGAAAGUGAAGUACUUCAGCUCAGGAAGGGAGUCAGCAGAAAGCAAUCCCGUUACUCCAAUGCUGCGGCACCUCGCAUACAAAAUAAAGGCAACUGGCCCCAUUACAGUGGCUGAAUACAUGAAGGAAGUCUUGACUAACCCAGCCAAGGGCUAUUAUGUACACCAAGAUAUGAUAGGAGAAAGAGGAGACUUUAUUACUUCACCUGAAAUAAGUCAGAUCUUUGGAGAGUUACUAGGAAUAUGGUACAUUAGUGAGUGGAUGGCCACUGGAAAAAGCUCAACUUUCCAGUUGGUGGAACUAGGCCCAGGUAGGGGCACUCUUACUGGUGAUAUUUUGAGGGUCUUCAAUCAGCUUGGUUCUGUGCUGAAAGACUGUGACAUUUCUGUACAUUUAGUGGAAGUAAGCCAAAAACUAAGUGAAAUCCAAGCCCUGACACUGACUGAUAAGAAGAUUGCCCUAGAGCAUGAUGCUGAAUCACCAGUGUACAUGAAAGGUAUCACUAAAUCUGGAAUCCCCAUUUCCUGGUACCGGAAUCUGCAAGAUGUGCCACAAGGUCACAGCUAUUAUUUAGCACAUGAAUUUUUUGAUGCUCUUCCAGUGCAUAAGUUUCAGAAAACCCCGCAAGGAUGGCGUGAAGUGUUGGUUGAUGUAGACCCACAGGAUUCUGACAAACUGAGGUUUGUUUUGGCUCCUUCUGCCACCCCAGCAGAAACCUUUAUUCAGCCCAAGGAAACAAGGGAUCAUGUGGAGGUGUGUCCUGAUGCUGGUGUUAUCAUUCAGUUACUUUCUGAACGUAUUGAAGAGAACGGGGGCGCUGCUCUGAUUGCUGAUUAUGGCCAUGAUGGGACAAAGAUGGACACUUUCAGAGGCUUUUGUGGUCACAAGCUUCAUGAUGUCUUAACUGCCCCAGGAACAGCAGACCUAACUGCUGAUGUAGACUUCAGCUAUUUGCGUAGAAUGACUCAAGGGAAAGUGGCCUCCUUGGGACCCAUACAGCAACAGAGUUUUUUAAAAAAUAUGGGCAUUGAUGUUCGACUGAAGGUUCUUUUGGACAAUUCAAGUGACACAGCUACACGGCAACAGCUAAUUCAUGGUUAUGAUAUGCUAAUGAAUCCCAAGAAGAUGGGAGAACGAUUUCAUUUUUUUGCCUUACUACCUCAUCACAGACUUUCAAGUGAAAACACGUGCAAAUCAAAAUCAUUACCCUCACCUGUAGCUGGCUUUGAAGAACUAGUUUGGAAGUGAAACCUCAGCUGGGACUUUUCUCUGUGUGCUCACCUCCUUCCUCCCCACCCUUGCCUCUCAAAUAGCUCCUUUCCCAUAUUGAGUUCUUCCCACAAAAAGAAAAACUAAAAUUUAGUUUUCAACUUUGUACUAUACGUAAAUUAUCUCAAAAUCACUGCCUUACUGUAAUAAUAAUAAUAAUUAAAAUUAUUAAGAUGUAUUUGCUUCUGAAAAGGUCAUGAAAUAUUGAAAUUUUGUGUGGAUUUUGGAUAUGAAUGUAUAUGCACUCAUCUGUUGUCUUAGGUGUAACAGUGAAUUUGCUAUGAGAAUGGGAAUUUCCUUUUAUUAAUAAAAAUAGUUGAUGACCUUAAUUUUUUUUCUUCACUUAUUACUCUUGGAAUGUGAGUCUUCUAAGUAGCAAGUAAGAUGCAUACUACUACUUAAGUAGAAAUUUUCCAAGGUGAAUCACACUCCUCUCCUUUCUAGCAUCCAAGUUUUAUGUUUAAUAUUGUACAUGAACUUCAGCAAGAAGCAAGCACAAAAAAUGUUCAUUGUACUUACUUGAAAAUAUGAUGCAGAAAAAUAAAACAAAGCCCCAGACUAUGAAUCUCAUAUCACGUUAGCACUUAGCUCAGUAGGUAAAAACUUGUUUUAUGAGUUGAAAGUAGGAGGAAAUAACCCAUAUCUUGUUCUAAAAGAAAAUUACAAGUCCAUCGUUAUGAGAUGCCUCCUUGACUAAGGACAUUCCCAUCUUAGAAGUGGGAUGGAUAGUAUGUGUGUUUAUAUUCCACACUUAAAGAAAAAAAUAUUUGAUUAGAGGGAGAAUUUUGUAAAGUUAGCCCCUGAGAACAUAAUGGGGAAAGGAAAUCUGAGUACUGUUCAGUUCUGUAAUUUAAGUCAGGAUAGGGAGUUGCCCUCAAAACCAGUAGACCUCAGUUCAAAUCUUCCUUCUGAGUAAUGCUGGUUGUGUGACCCCGAUGAAGUCACUUAACUAACCUCUGUGCUCCUGGCCAAAAGUAUCAAACACACAACACUCCUGAGUACCUCCCAAACCACAUUAAAAGGAUAUUGGACCAUCAACAGUGUGUGUUGAUCAGCUGUGAUGAACUAGAUUCUUCUCACCAAUGCAAUGGAACAGGAGAGUUCUAGGGGACUCAUGAUGGAAG